GUGUGUGUGUUAAAAUCUCAUUGUGUUUUUAACUCAAGUGGAAUAUUUCCAAAAUUCUGAAAAUCAAUAUGGAGAUGCUAACACUUUAAACUACUACUAGGCUACUGACAGAGUUUAAAGAUUACUGCCAACAUGCAAGCCAUACACCAAAUUUUCCAAAGUGCAGCCAUCAGGCCCCAGUGUGUCUUAAAGAGAGCGCUGUUUUCCCGCAGAUUGUGUUAUCAGGGGUCAGCAUAGCUGCACCGGGACAGCUGUUGGGAGGAGUUAAAUCAACUGAACUGAACCCUUCAUGUGCUCCAAAAGAACCUACAGAACACCCAGUCAUUUAUUUAGCAGCAGCGGGUCUACUCCUAUGUAAUGUGCUGUAUGUAUUAGUAAAGUGUGUUUGAACGUAUGGCGUGACUUAAUGGCUCGCAGAUACAUUUUUGUUUUUUCUUUCUGGUGUGAAGUUUAGACGCUGGGUAGGUAAUAAUAACUGGUUUGUGUGUCUUUGCCAGGUUGAUCUUUUGCAACAAAAGCUUAUCCUGAAUGUGUUCCACGGCCAACUAUGUUCUCCCUCCGAGGAGAACCUGUGAGGUAUUAGCCACUCCAGGAAGGCUGUGUGGGGGAGUGUCCAUGUCAAAUCCUUACCCUGGAGCCAGGUCUCAUGGAGCUCCUCAGGACGCAGAGAUAGACGUGGCUUGGCAGGAGCUGAUGGCAAUCACAGAGCUGCAGGAGUUUGAAGACUCCAGUGCAGGCUCCUAUGAAACAGCACAGUACCAAAACAUGGAGCCCAUGGUCCCGAUGGGAGGAUAUGAGAUGGCUCAGUCCCAUUCCGAGACUCCUCCUGCUGCCUGUGAGCUCAGCACUGGUGCCACUUACGAUGGAUGUUACUCUGAAGAGGUGCCCGUCUGUCAUCGUCCAAGCAGCAACGCAGAGGCAAUGUACGGACACCCUGAUGCUCAGCACAAUCAAAGAAUGCUCCCCAUGUCUUCUCACACACAGCCCUCACACAUGGCUCUUAGGGAACAAAUGAACAUGUCCGGUACCAGCCAAGGGCACAGGAGGGCCAACGCUUGUCUCGCUCAGGAUCUACGUCGGCACAUGCUGUGGACUACACACGGACAAAUUUCACACGCUCGCCCAGGUGAUGAUCUAGAGUCGGACUCUGGUCUGUCCCUGGGUUCUAGUCCACCUUUGGCCUCCCCAGACAAUCCUGUUGGCGGUGCACCAGGUUACCAGAGUGUAGACAUCGGCAUGACUUAUAGUGAUGGAGAACCAGACAACUUGGCUGAACACGCCAGAAGAGCCCACAUCCAUUACUCAAUGGACUACCAGAGUCAGUCUCACUCAUAUUCACACUCGGGUGCACAGCCAUCUUAUUUUUCAACACAACCGACUUUAUCUCAUACUCAACCCAACGCUCUGACUCGGUCAGUGAAACAGCAGGGUCAGACCUCUGCUCUGGGCAACCUGCAUAUUGACUCUGGAGCGCCCAGCAGAGGGAGCUCACAAUACAACAUGUAUGCAAAACCACAAGGAAGUAGCUCCACUCCAGGUCUACUAAGCAGAGAUGAGCGGCGGGCCGUGUCUUUGAAGAUCCCCUUCCCAAUGGAGAAGAUGAUCAAUCUACCUGUGGAUGACUUCAAUGAGCUCCUGACACAGUAUACUCUGACAGAGACUCAACUAGCACUGGUCAGGGACAUUAGACGGAGAGGGAAGAACAAGGUGGCAGCUCAGAACUGCAGGAAAAGGAAGCUUGAGAGCAUAUUUCACCUCGAAAGAGAGCUGAACCAGCUGCAUGCCAAAAGAGAGCACCUGGCACAGGAAAGAGUCGAGUUCCAGCACAGCUUGGCUUUUAUUAAAUGUCGCCUUACAGACCUUUAUUCAGAAGUAUUUUCUCACUUGAGAGAUGAGGAUGGACAACCAUACUCAAUUGAUGAAUAUGCCCUGCAACAAACACCUGAUGGUAAAGUUUAUUUGGUACCUCACGCAACUAUGCAAAAGAGAGAGCAAUGCUGAUUAAUGGAUCGUCUCAUGAUUUCACUCCCCUACAGAAUGAGGCAUACUGCCGGAUUGUGCCAAUCGAUAGUAUGUUGACUGAAAGUUAUUUAAUGUUAUGACCCUUAUGUCAAACUUGCCAUACACAUCUCAUUGGACACCUUUACCCAUCGUACAAUUGACUGAAACCACACCAGUUACUUAUAAAAAUCACUUUAUUAAAAAAAAAUAUAUAUAAAUAGGACACUGCACAGCAGUGUUAAGAUAAAGAAGCACCAGUAUGAUUGUUCAGGAAACCUGUAAAGACAAGAAAAAAAGUCAAAUAAAAGGAAAACUGAAAAGAAAAAAAAGUGAAGGUUUUAAUGAAUGUACCUGAUUUAGCCAUUGUCACUGAAAUGAAGUCAGGUUUUGAAGACCAGGGAGUUUCCUGAAAAGCAGAAACACAAAUUAAGUAAAGUGCUUCUUUCACAAAAACAUCAUUUUUGUUCACAGCAUGCAAUAUGUUGUAGGGCCUCUAUGCACAGUUAGGAGGCCAAUUUUACCAGUGAACAUCGGUGUAAGUCAUAAUAAAACUUGUUUGCACAAAUAUGUCAU
Molecule: messenger RNA, 2574 nt
Organism: Anarrhichthys ocellatus (wolf-eel)
Lineage: Eukaryota; Metazoa; Chordata; Actinopteri; Perciformes; Anarhichadidae
Gene: nfe2
Product: nuclear factor, erythroid 2
Exons: 3
Coding region: 529-2001 (490 amino acids)
Biological process (GO): regulation of transcription by RNA polymerase II
Cellular component (GO): nucleus
Molecular function (GO): DNA-binding transcription factor activity, RNA polymerase II-specific; RNA polymerase II cis-regulatory region sequence-specific DNA binding
Source: RefSeq, a predicted model, not a curated record